Thermothielavioides terrestris NRRL 8126 is the source of this 936-nucleotide messenger RNA. RefSeq lists its product as uncharacterized. The transcript has 2 exons. The coding region runs from base 1 to 936 and encodes 311 amino acids. Lineage: Eukaryota; Fungi; Ascomycota; Sordariomycetes; Sordariales; Chaetomiaceae. The record is from RefSeq and is a predicted model, not a curated record.
AUGGCGCUCUCGACGGCUCAUCUCCUCCUCCUUCUCGCCGGCCUGACAAGCCCGUCCUCGGCGCAAUCACGGUCGACAAAACGGAUAUGCUACUUCCCGGACGGGAAAGAGUCGCCCGACUACGCGUGCGACGAGGGCGCAGACCAGAGCCCUUGUUGUGGUGUUCCGCCGUACGGGAACGCCUGCCUGUCCAACGGACUAUGCCAGUUUGGCGACGCCGGCUCUUUCAGUCGCGGCUCAUGCACCGACCCGACGUGGCUAUCGCCUGAGUGCCCUUCGUUCUGCGCCACCAACGGCGACCAGCCAAGCCGGGGCAUCAAUGUCAUCCAGUGCAACAACGGCACAGGGCCCGAUUCGUUUUGUUGCGAGAUUGAUGGAUCAGACUGCUGCGCUGCGCAAGGCAACCGGCUGAACCUGGGGCCGUCACACUUCGUCUGGGCCACCUUCGUUGCCUCGCCGACUCCUCGCUACACCGUGGUCAGGCCGCUCAGCUCGUCAACCUCCAGCCCGAGCACAUCGCACGGCACUCCAACCGCCUCCCCCAGCGCGAGCGGCACGCCGACAGCACCGGGGGAAGCACAGCCAACCCAGACACCAGGCAGCACCAGCGGCUCCUCGGGGCUGUCCACGGGGGCGCGGGCCGGCAUCGGCGUCGGCGUGGCGGCCGGCGCCGUGCUCAUCGCCGUGGUGGCCUAUCUGUUCUGGAGGAUGCACAGGAAGAACAAGAUGAUGGAGGAAGCCCUGAAUAACCAGCAGUGGGCCGCGCCGCCGCCGCCGCCGCCGCCGCCCGUCGUCUAUUCCCCGGGCGGUUCUGGCGCAAUACCGGCGGAGCAAGACCCCAAAUACCCGAUGGGUUCUCCGCCUCCCCCUCAGGCGUACGCCGAACUCCCUCACCAACAACAGGAGCACGCGGAGCUGCCUGCGUGGCAGGGUUGA